AUGUUUGAAAAAUCUGCCCACGGAAUACCACCAGGUGGAUUAACUUCACAGCAGUCAAAAAAAUUAACGAAACCAGAUGAUAAAUGUUUGAAAUAUACUUUGGCGUACAAUCUAGUACAAAAUCUUCUCAUCAUACUUCUAUUUUGCAUCGUGGUCAUUUAUUUUGAAAGAAAGGUCGACCAUUUGGAAGCGCGUUUAAGAAGUGUUGAAUCGAAGUUCGCAUCUAAUUAUGACGUCAACAAGUUUUCAAAGGGCGAAAAUACACUGACGCUUGUGGAAACAACAUCACCGCCUCUAAUUUAUUCUCGGAAAAUCAGGGAGGUAGGAUCCUGUGCUUGCCCGCCUGGACCCCCAGCUCCAUUUAAAAUUUUAAUUAUUGAACUUAGAUUAGAUGAAAAUCUCAUCAGGAUGAUAGUAAUCUGCCUAGCGAUAAUUAUAAAACAUGAACUUACAUAA
Molecule: messenger RNA, 456 nt
Organism: Helobdella robusta
Lineage: Eukaryota; Metazoa; Annelida; Clitellata; Rhynchobdellida; Glossiphoniidae
Exons: 3
Coding region: 1-456 (151 amino acids)
Source: RefSeq, a predicted model, not a curated record